This is a messenger RNA of Trachymyrmex septentrionalis, 2380 nucleotides long. It is a transcript of the gene Npl4, whose product is annotated as nuclear protein localization protein 4 homolog. The transcript is spliced from 12 exons. NCBI's taxonomy places the organism in Eukaryota, Metazoa, Arthropoda, Insecta, Hymenoptera, Formicidae. Gene Ontology annotation, cellular component: nucleus. Gene Ontology annotation, biological process: ubiquitin-dependent protein catabolic process. The record is from RefSeq and is a predicted model, not a curated record. Bases 66 to 2111 code for a protein of 681 amino acids. Gene Ontology annotation, molecular function: ubiquitin binding; ubiquitin protein ligase binding.
CGCACACUCGUGCGGCCGUACAACACAGCGAGCUAAACAGCUGAUGCACCACCGAUACCGGCGAGAUGUCAAAUAUUAUCCUACGUGUGCAGUCUCCAGAGGGUACAAAACGUAUAGAAGUACUACCUUCUGAUACAAUUUCUCAACUUUACGAGAAGGUCUAUGAAGCCUUCGAUUUAAAUAGUUUUGGGUUUAAUCUCUGUAAGCAACGAAGUCAGAAGGAGCCACUUACGUCUACUCGAAGUAGAACGGUGUCAGGAAUCGGUCUUUCUCAUGGAGAUAUACUUUAUCUUGUGCCAGCUAAUGGCACCCAAUUGUGGAGUGCCCCAUCUACCAGUAGUGCCUCCAAUAACCCUUCUACAGAAUCAGGCCCAAUGGACACUGCAAACGGAAUUACAAAUCGUUCGUCUGGUCCGUCACGAUCUCUGCCAAAUGUAGUCGAGAACGACAUCGAUGAGCAAUUAUGGAAAUUGGACGGCAAAAUUCAGCGUAAACGCGACGAAAAACUUUGUCGGCAUGGAGCGAGAGGAUGCUGCGUUCACUGUUCACCUCUGGAACCUUUUGAUGAGAUUUAUUUGAAGGAACAAAAUAUCAAACACCUGUCUUUUCAUUCAUAUCUCAGGAAGCUCACUGCCGGAGUUGAUAGGGGCAAGUUUAUACAAUUAGACGACAUAAGCUGCCGUAUAAAGACUGGCUGCAAAGACCAUCCGCCGUGGCCGCGAGGGAUCUGCAGCAAAUGCCAACCGAAUUCAAUCACUCUGAACCGCCAGACUUAUCGGCACGUGGACAACGUCAUGUUCGAAAAUGCUAGUUUAGUAGAACGUUUUCUUAAUUAUUGGCGCAGCACUGGGCACCAGCGUAUCGGCUAUUUAUACGGAAGAUACGAAGUGCAUUCGGAUGUUCCGCUAGGAAUUAGAGCAGUCGUUGCGGCCAUAUACGAACCACCGCAGGUACAUAGCGCUCGUUCAAUCUUCGAUAAAUCUAUAAACGUACACUUUUGGUUAACAAAGUACCGAGAUAACGUUCACGUUUUUUUUUUUGGUCAGGAAAGUACAAAAGACACGAUAAGACUUCUGCCGGACGAGAAGGAAGCGUUAGUCGAGGAAUUAGGCCGGACACUUAAUCUGAGGAGAAUCGGAUGGAUUUUCACUGACCUCAUAGCCGACGAUAUCAAGAAGGGAACGGUCAAACAUGUCCGCAAUAUAGAAAGUCAUUUUCUAUCUGCUCAAGAGUGCAUUAUGGCUGGGUACUUUCAAAAUCGAUACCCAAACCCCUGCCGCUUCUCGCCUAAUGGUUAUUUCGGCUCAAAAUUUGUAACUGUUUGCGUUACAGGAGAUGAUAAAAAUCAAGUACACAUGGAGGGCUAUCAGGUAUCCAAUCAAUGCAUGGCGUUAGUACGAGAUGGCUGUUUGGUUCCUACAAAAGACGCACCGGAAUUGGGCUAUGUGAUCGAGUCGACUGAUAAACAAUACGUUCCGGAUGUCUUCUAUAAGGAGAAAGAUACGUAUGGAAACGAGGUAACAAGACUAGCAAGACCUUUGCCAGUAGAAUAUUUAUUGGUAGAUGUACCUGCGUCCACCCCACUUACUCCACAGUUCACCUUUUUCACGGAUGAUAACAUUACUCCAUUUCCAGUGGAGAACAGGCAGGUCGAUGGACAAGUUCAAGAAUUCAAUUCAUUGUGCACUUACAUGCAGCAAUUUAACAGCGAUCAAUUUCUGGAGGCAACUUCUGAUUUUCACUUGCUCCUUUUCAUCGCUACUAUGGACAUGUAUCCAAUGAAGGACCAUAUGUUGCCACUGCUCGAAGCUAUUCGCAACAAGGACAAGCAAAAAGCAUCGGAGUGGGCCCAAUCGGAGCAUUGGGCGACGGUGGAGCAACUGAUAUCUGUAACCUCCACGUCGUCGCGUCCUCCGCAAAUGUCGUCUUUCGGUAACAGCUCAAGGACGUUGCCUUCCGUAACCGCGGAAGGCAGUGGAGGAAUUGGCGUCGGUACCGAGCCGAUCGCGAAUCCACCACCCGACCAAGCUCUCUGGACCUGUUCUCAUUGCACUUUUCUCAAUGCCGCGGAUUUAGCAGUUUGCGAGAUGUGCAAUCUGCCAAGGAUCUGACGCGUAACGUGUCCUCGCGGAUAUAACGAUUGUUUUCUACGCAUCUUUGGCCUUAUUUAUGAGUGAAUAAAAAAAAAGGAAGAAAAAAUAUACCACACAAGUAUUUUCCAACUGACAUAUUUCCUUCCUACCAAGCUUCUCCCUGUGGCACAUUUUGUUUUUAUCUGCAGCCAGUUUGUAAUCAAUCUGAUAUAGAUGGUUUAAAUAUUAAUCCUAGCAGAAUGUUUUGUGAAGUUCUGACUUGUAAAUUGAUUCUAAACAGAUCAAUG